GUACAAACACCGACAAUCUCUGCUCGCCGUCCCGUCCUCACAAAUCUCUCCUUGUCUUCGUCACUUCCUCACUGAGUUUAUCUCACCCACGUUAUCCGCGUUUCCCAAUCUUUAUUCACGUUAUUUGUACAAUUUUUACUCGCCACCAUGGCUGAAGAGCAGCAAAAUUCCCAAGGACAGGAAGAAUUUAAGCUUGAGGAAAACGCGCCAAUUAAUGUCAAGGUUGUAAGCUCAACUGGGGACGAGGUUUUCUUCAAAAUCAAGCGCAACACCAAGUUGAGCAAGCUUCAAGGCGCUUAUGCUACUAAAGUCGGCAAGGAUGUGGGCAGCAUUCGAUUUUUGUACGACGGAUCGAGAAUCAACGACGAUGAUACGCCUGCAAGCCUCGACAUGGAGGACAAUGAUACGAUUGAUGUGAUGGUAGAACAGGUUGGCGGUUCAUCUCCUGCAUAUUUGUACAGUCGUCGCCCAUAAUUGUAACACUACCGUUUAUUCGCUUUCCUUGUCAAUCUCACGAGCAUUCAUAUGCAUCGACCGAUACCUUUUGGAUGACGCAUCGCUUAGUGCUUGGCUCUGUCGAGUAAUGCGUUCAUUUCUCUCAAUCAAAUCCCUCGUCGCCCGCUCAGCGUCCUGUUGUUGGGUGCUGUAAUAUAUGUCUGCAGUGCUGCAGAAUCUAUACUCGCUCUAAACACCAAGUAUGCUUAUCUGGCUGAUGGUGUGCUUGUUGAUCCCGU
Suillus subaureus is the source of this 734-nucleotide messenger RNA. Its product is annotated as small ubiquitin-related modifier. The record is from RefSeq and is a predicted model, not a curated record. Gene Ontology annotation, cellular component: septin ring; nucleus. Gene Ontology annotation, molecular function: ubiquitin-like protein ligase binding; protein tag activity. Gene Ontology annotation, biological process: protein sumoylation. The transcript has 5 exons. Bases 148 to 474 code for a protein of 108 amino acids. Lineage: Eukaryota; Fungi; Basidiomycota; Agaricomycetes; Boletales; Suillaceae.